UCGAACCCACAACCUUGGCGUUGCAAACGCCAUGCUCUACCAACUGAGCUACACGGGACUUCAGCCAGCCAGUCUGUCUCAAAUAUUAAAUGGAAAGGCAAAGGUGGGAAGUAUACCAAGGAAGACUUCAAGGCCUAUGAAAAAUACGUGGUAUCCAAAUGAGCUCUUAAGGAUAAAGUCAAACCCAAGCAAGACUCCAAGUACGACCUGCUUUUAGAGGAAGAAGGAAUGAGCCAUCAGCAUGCUGAGAAGAAACACAGACAAGAAGCACAAUCACUCAGUCAACGAGGACACCAGGAAGUCCAAGAAAUCCAAGUGGGACAGUGAGGAGCCCCGGCAGGAGAAAAAGACACAGGCAGUGUUCUCGCUCCAGGGAAAGAGACGGAGACGGCCACCAUCAGCACAGCAAGUCCCGUGAAAAGCACCGCCCAGAGGGCCGUGACAAGGGCCACAGGGAGAGUAGCCAUAGUCACUCACCCAAGAAGUCUAAAGACAAGGAGAGGAGCAGACACCGAUGAUGAGAGAGGGAGAGGAACGAGGUUGAGAGCCAGAGGUUACCUCACCUCACCCCCUGGCCUUUCUGCACCUGUCAGAUCUUCCAAAACUGAUGCUGUUGUUGUGGAAACCGUGAUGAAGUGAUAGAAAAGGGAGGCGAGGAGGAUUCCCCAACAGACAAGAGUCCUGACAGGAGCCUGGAAGGAGGACACUACUACUUAGACACUGACAGACCGGAGGCAGAGUGCCACACUGAGCCACGAAGCAGCAUGGACCAGCAGCAUGGAAAAGUGGAGCGCUUCCUCAAGCUGGGCUACUCCCAUAGUGACAUUGUGCGUGUGCUGGACAGCCUGCGCCAUGACGCCCAGACCAACGAAAUACUGGAAGAGCUGAUCAAGACCUGCCAAACCACCACUACAACAACCACCACCCCAUCCAUACCAGCCAGCCACUCAGUCCACUCCAGCCCACAGCUCGUCCCCCGAGGCUGCAGCUCUCCCCAGCCCAGCCAGUCCCUACGGCCCAGCUCAGCUACAGACAGGGAUCCCACUUUGGGAUUCAGACCGGUGGUAAUUGAUGGGAGCAAUGUGGCCAUGAGCCAUGGCAACAAGCAAGUGUUUUCAUGCCGGGGGCUGCUGCUGGCAGUCAGGUGGUUUUUGGAGAGAGGUCUCCGUGACAUCACAGUGUUCGUGCCCCUGUGGAGAAAGGAGCAACCCCGUCCUGAGGCCCCCAUGACAGAUCAGCACAUCCUCCAUGAGCUGGAGAAGAGGAAGAUCUUGGUGUACACCCCGUCACGCUGCGUCAACGGGAAGAGAGUGGUGUGCUAUGACGACCGCUACAUCAUCAAACUGGCCUACGAGUCCGACGGCAUCGUUGUGUCCAAUGACAACUACAGAGACCUGCAGAUAGAGAAGCCAGAGUGGAAGAAGUUCAUAGAGGAAAGGCUGUUGAUGUACAGCUUUGCCAAUGACAAGUUCAUGCCUCCAGAUGAUCCUCUGGGAAGGAAUGGCCCGACAAUUGACAACUUUCUGAGGAAAAAGCAGUGGACCUCAGAAAACAAGCAGCAGCAUUGCCCGUAUGGGAAGAAGUGUACUUAUGGAGUGAAGUGCAAGUUCUACCACCCAGAGCGCUCCAACCAAUCACAGCUGUCUGUGGCAGAUGAGCUUAGAGCCAAGAGCAAACCUGCUGCUCAGACAGACAGGGAGUGGCCAUUUCUCCCCUCAGGGCCCAGGCAGGAGCCCCAUAUCUACACAUCCCCUUAUGAGCUGGAUCACACUACUAAUAAUCUAUACAGAUAUCCAUCCACACCGCCUCCCUUUAGAAAAAAUGAACAUUCCCAUUCCCAUUCCCACAGGGCUUCGCCUAGUGAUCAGUUCACCAGCCAGAGAGAAACAGGCAGCCCAGCUCUACACCAGAAGUCCAGCCUCCGCCUCUGCCCCAGCCCAGACACUGACGAGGCCUUUGGCUCCCUGGAGGCCUCCCUAUCCAUACUUUAUGUCCAGGACCAGACCAACAACACCAAGGGGCCGGAGGUGUCUUACACAUACAGCAGCGGGGUGGCCGGCUGCAGUCAGGGCAGUGGGGACGUCUACCCCUCCAGCACUUACAGCAGCCACAGUCACGGCAGCAACACACAGAGGCUCAGCCUGGGUGGGCCCUCCUCGGGAGUCCACUAUGCCCCCCAAAGACUGCCACAGUGUGGCUGUGACCACUCACAAAGCUGUGAGUGCAGCCAGUGCAUGUACGGCCACCAGCAUCUCCAGCCACAGCUAAGAAAGAGCUCCUAUGCUGUUCACAGUCACCCCAUCCAUUCCACAGAGCAGCUGUACUUUCAGAGUCCUCUCCCACAAAGGCAGAGUCACAGCCUCCCAGAACAUAGCCUGGGACAGGGCCUCUCUGGUGAGAGAGUGGAGAUGACCAGGUCCAAUGCAGGUAAAGCUCCAGAUAGUGAGCAGAGGAGGUGUGUGAAGAACCAGCUGAGCACCCUCUUCCCCCCCAGCAUGGUAGACUAUGUGAUGUGUCUGUACCCACACACCCUCAACAUGUCAGAGCUGGUGCCUCUGAUCCAGAGGUUCAAAACCAGCCACGUUCCCUUCUAACGUGCAAGACCUGUGAUCCUUUCUCUGUAAGCAUUAAACACAGUCAAGUGCAAUGCACUACCGUCUCCUGAAUGAUGCUAGUUCAUUUUGAAUCUAGCAUUGACUUAAAGAUUAUCAAAGCAGCAUGUGUUGUUUUAUCAUGUAGCCUCAAACUGAGGGAAGGUAUUCGACAAAAUGGGUUUUUCCCUGUACGGUAUGCAGAAUAAUACUGUCCUUGUCAUUUGUUUGUUGUCCAUAUUAAACAUAAGUCCUUGAAAA
Coregonus clupeaformis (lake whitefish) is the source of this 2852-nucleotide messenger RNA. Its product is annotated as endoribonuclease ZC3H12A-like. NCBI's taxonomy places the organism in Eukaryota, Metazoa, Chordata, Actinopteri, Salmoniformes, Salmonidae. The transcript has 9 exons. The record is from RefSeq and is a predicted model, not a curated record. The coding region runs from base 765 to 2594 and encodes 609 amino acids. Gene Ontology annotation, cellular component: cytoplasmic ribonucleoprotein granule; nucleus. Gene Ontology annotation, molecular function: mRNA binding; RNA endonuclease activity; metal ion binding. Gene Ontology annotation, biological process: 3'-UTR-mediated mRNA destabilization; nuclear-transcribed mRNA catabolic process, RNase MRP-dependent.